Molecule: messenger RNA, 1211 nt
Organism: Lathyrus oleraceus (garden pea)
Lineage: Eukaryota; Viridiplantae; Streptophyta; Magnoliopsida; Fabales; Fabaceae
Product: MYB-like transcription factor ODO1
Exons: 2
Coding region: 63-869 (268 amino acids)
Source: RefSeq, a predicted model, not a curated record
UGAGACUUUUACUUUUGCAUUAGUUUGAAAGACUUUACAAUAUUGUUGUUGUGGGAGUUAUUAUGGGGAGACAACCUUGUUGUGACAAACUUGGUGUGAAGAAAGGUCCUUGGACUGCUGAGGAAGAUAAGAAACUCAUCAAUUUCAUUCUUACAAAUGGACAAUGUUGCUGGCGCGCCGUGCCUAAACUCGCUGGUCUUAGGCGUUGUGGGAAGAGUUGUCGCCUUCGAUGGACUAAUUAUCUUCGUCCUGAUUUAAAGAGAGGUCUCCUCACCGAAGUAGAGGAGCAGCUUGUUAUUGAUCUCCAUGCUCGCCUCGGCAACAGGUGGUCGAAGAUUGCUUCGAGAUUACCGGGAAGAACAGAUAAUGAGAUAAAAAAUCAUUGGAACACUCAUAUCAAGAAAAAGCUAAUUAAGAUGGGAAUUGAUCCCAUUACUCACGAGCCUCUGAAUAAACAAGCAUCAUCCAAUGAAACUUCAUCCCCUGCAGAGAAUUUGUCACAGCCAGACAACAACCAUGAAGUGAAGGAAACCGACGCAGUUGUGAAUUCGGAAGAGAAUUCAAGGUCACCCGCUACAGAAAAUUCUUCUGGAGAAGAAUCUCUUUUGCUAGAUAGUCUCUGCAGUGAUGAUUCUCUAAUGAAUAGCUUAUGGUUAGAUGAAACACCAUUGGUGGAGGCACUUUGGGAAAUGGACACUACACCUAUAGCAGAGACAGAGACAGAGACAGAGAAUACAAAAAAUGAGAUGAAUUUUGUGCCUUCUUGGGAGGAUAAUUGUGCUUGGUUAUUGGAUUGUCAAGACUUUGGUAUUCAUGAUUUUGGAUUUAAUUAUUUCAAUGAGAUAGAAUCAAAGGAAAAUCAACAUUAGCAUAUUCAUGAAUAAGUAAGUAUAUUUGGUAUGUGACAAAAAAAAAAUACCAUGAGCUCAAAUUGUGUUGAGUUUUAUUUAGUUAGUAUUUCAAUGAGUUGUUUUCUUGGUGAGCAAAAUCUAAAAAAAUUGAUAGCAAACCAAAAAUCUUGGAAAUGCUACAUACUAGUAAAUAUUUAAUUUCUUUUAAUUGGUGUAAUUUUAUGUGUAUUCUAGUGACCAAAAGAAACGUGAACAAGUGUCAAAGUAAUAUUAGAGGAGUCUAAGUCUAACACCUAUAUAUUGUACAAAGAUGAUGAUUACUUUGAAAAUAAUGGUAAAACCUUAUGUGAUUAUUUAUUC